Messenger RNA from Vombatus ursinus (common wombat), 966 nucleotides. Its product is annotated as vomeronasal type-1 receptor 1-like. Gene Ontology annotation, cellular component: membrane. Lineage: Eukaryota; Metazoa; Chordata; Mammalia; Diprotodontia; Vombatidae. The transcript has a single exon. The record is from RefSeq and is a predicted model, not a curated record. The coding region runs from base 1 to 966 and encodes 321 amino acids. Gene Ontology annotation, biological process: G protein-coupled receptor signaling pathway. Gene Ontology annotation, molecular function: pheromone receptor activity.
AUGAGUCCACUUGAAAUCAUGCUAGGUAUUGUCUUCUGCUCUCAGACUGUCGUUGGGAUUGUGGGAAAUUCCUUCCUCGUGUUCCUCUUCACAUUCACGUUCCUUACUGAGCACAAACUGAGGCCCAUAGAUACAAUACUCACGCAGCUGGCUUGGGCCAAUUCCAUGCUGCUGCUCAUUAAGGGAGUCCCUCAGACAAUGGCAGCUUUGGGCCAGAAGAAUUUCCUGGACGACGUUGGCUGUAAAAUUAACUUCUAUCUUUACAGAGUGGCCCGUGCUCUUUCCCUCAACAUGACCUGCCUCCUGAGUGGCUUCCAGGCCAUCACUAUCAAUCCCAACACAGCCAGGUGGACCAGGCUUAAAACCAGGACCCCAAAGUACAUCGUCCACUGCAGUGUUCUAUGCUGGGUAUUCCAUCUGAUAAUAAAUAUCACUGUUCUUGUGAGAACUAAAGGAACAAGGAUCUCCAAAAAUAUCUCAAAUCUACUAGAUUAUGGGUAUUGCUAUAAUUUAGCGGUUUCUACAGAUAAGGCUGCACUGUUUGCAGUUGUGGACUCCUUCCCUGACGCUGCCUCUGUUGGCUUCAUCAUCUAUGCCAGUGGCUACAUGAUGUUGUUUCUGAAAACGCACCACAAAAGGGUCAAGCACAUCCAUGUGUCUAGGCUUUCUCCAAGAGUCUCCCCUGAGACCAGAGCCACUCAAUCCAUCCUACUGCUGGUGAAUACCUUUGUGUGCUUUUUCUCACUCAAUUCUAUUUUGGUAAUGUAUAUGCAAUUUAAAAGCCCAAGACCUUGGCUGUUACAUAGCUCAAACUUCCUGGCUGCCUGUUUCCCAAUUAUAAGUCCAUUCGUGCUGAUCAGCACUGACUCUCAAGUUCUGAAGUACUGCUAUGCUCUCUGGGGAACCUCACAACUUUUGCCUUUCUUGGCAUCUCCAGUGCUCAGCAAAGAACCCAGCCCAUCAUAA